This is a messenger RNA of Aspergillus steynii IBT 23096, 1056 nucleotides long. RefSeq lists its product as uncharacterized. The transcript has a single exon. NCBI's taxonomy places the organism in Eukaryota, Fungi, Ascomycota, Eurotiomycetes, Eurotiales, Aspergillaceae. The record is from RefSeq and is a predicted model, not a curated record. Bases 110 to 940 code for a protein of 276 amino acids.
CAUGACUACAUAAGCCAUGGUUUUCAUCGUAUAGUUAGAGAUGAUCAUCCAAUUCCUUCUCAUCUCCCUGCUUCGUUUCCGUUCUUGAUAAUAAACAGCCAGUUCUUUCAUGGACCAGACCUCUUCACCAGAGAACAAAGCAGUCUCAGUCCAAGUGAUGGGUCUCGACUAUCGGCACGGUAUCUCCGUGCUGGAGGCGGUGGUGUACAUUCCCACGUUCAUCGUCGCUCUAUUGGUCGUGUUCAGGCAUGGAUUCCGCAAGAGCGCUGGCUGGACCACCUUGGUGAUGUUUGCGCUGGUGCGCGUCGUCGGAUCCUUCGUUCAUCUCGCAACCCUCGCCCACCCCCUCUCGUCAGACCUUUACCUGACAUACGCCGUAUGCUUCGCCAUCGGCCUGUUCCAGCUGACCGUUUCCUGUAUCGGCCUCCUUUCUCGAGUGUGCAUACACCCCACCGCCAAUCCUGCCCCAUUUCCUAACCCCCACGGAACCCGCCUAGGUAUGUCCUAUACUGACAGUGGGAAACCCGCCCACCCAUGUCUCUUUGGACUCCUCAGCCUCGCAACCAUAGCGGCCAUGAUCCUCAGCAUCAUCGGGCAGGUGCAAAGCGCCGACGCGGAACGGCCGGCCUCCGCGAAUUCCUUGUCCCAGGCCAGCGUGGUGAUCUUCCUCGUCGUCUGGGCCGGCCUCGCUAUCUUGGUGUUCUCGAUGGCGUCCCGAAAUCGAUAUAUCAAGGCUGAAGAGCGCAGGCUUGUCCGUGCGGUUGCGCUGUCGAUGCCCUUUCUGCUGGUUCGCGUGCUCUACUCGUUUCUCGGGUCGUUUUCGCACAAUCCUGACUUCGAUUUGUUGACGGGGAGUCCGGCUGUCUUGCUGGGGAUGGCGGUUUUGGAGGAAUUUGUUAUUUGUGUGGUCUGUCUUGAGGCGGGGGUUAUGUUGGCUUAGCGGGAACGUGUAGACCACGGUGAAGAGUCUGAGGCUUUUAGAUGGGUGGGAAAUAACUGGAUGGGGGUUAUUUUAGGAUCAGAAUGGGAGCAAGACUCCUGUUAGAAGAAAGAAUA